CGCUUCCGCAUUGGACGAAAGUUUUCAAAGUUUAGUAUAAAAGUAGGUUUAUGUCUCAAAAAUAGGUAAAAUCGUUUGUUCGAUUCGAUCAAACAAGAGCUAUGGGGAAUUGUGUUUAUGGACCGUCCGAUCAUACCGUAUUUGUCAUCACUGGGGACAGAAAAGGCGCCGGGACAGAUGCUAACGUAAAAAUAAAACUUUUUGAUGAUAAAGGUCAAAUAUCACCUGAAAUUCCCCUAAAUUGUUAUUACAAAAAUAACUUUGAAAAGGGUAAAACUGACAGUUUCCAAGUGCCAAGAAUUGCCAAAUUUGGCUGGAUAAAUAAAAUUGAAUUUUGGCGAGACAAUGCAGGAGUUGAACCCGAUUGGUUCGUUGACAGGUUUGUAGUUUACGACACCCGAAAUGACAAAUACAGUUAUUUCCCAGUUUUACGAUGGAUAAAAGCAGAUCAACAUUAUACUAUACAACAUCUGGAUACGUCUCUACCACAGCAAGAUGAAUAUCCAGAACAACGCAAGAAAGAGUUGGACGAAAAAAGAGAAAUAUAUCGCUACAAGCAAAAUUUCCAAGGAGGGCCAAUGCAGAUUUUGGAGCUGCCAGAUGAUGAGAAGUUUUCUAAUGAUUAUCUGUGGGACAUUGUACGACAGAAGGCGGAGCUCUUGGCAGUCAGCAAAUUCCGCUCAGUUACAACUGGCAACUGGGACACAUUGGACGAUCUUAGGAAUAUAUAUGGGGACCCCAUGCCUGAACCUGUGGGCAUCAUGAAGUACGCUAACGACCUUUGCUUUGGCAACCAGAGAGUGGCAGGAUGUAAUCCAAAUACCAUUAGACUUUGUACAGAACUUCCCGACAACAUGGCCGUGACACCAGAAAUAUUACGUCCAUUUUUGGAAGGUUGGCCCUUACCGCAGAUCAUUGAAGCUAAAAGAUUGUUCAUAGUGGACUACAAAAUACUACAGGAUCUCCCUACUGUGAAUAACAACCCAUUGUGCCAUCCAAUCGCAUUGUUCUUCCUGACUGGAGAGAAAGAACUGUUGCCAAUAGCGAUACAACUAAAACAAAAGAUGGGUGCAGAUAACCCUGUAUUCUUCCCAAAUGAUCCACCAUUCACAUGGCUUAUGGCAAAAAUGUGGUUCAAUAAUGCAGACGCCCAAUAUCACCAGGCCAUAUGUCAUUUAGGAUACACUCGAAUGUUACCAGAAUCAAUCGCCAUAGCAACCAAGGCAAACUUAGCCCUUAAACAUCCCAUUUUUAAACUUCUUGCCCCUCAUUUAGAAAACUACCUCCCUUGCAACUGGCGUGGUAUGGAGAAGCUAAUUGGAGAGGGACAAUGGGUGGAUAAAGUGAUGACUAUAGGACGUGUUGGGAUGUUAGAGCUCAUAAAAAGAGGUCUGAAUACUUGGAGGAUGGAUGUUCAGGGAACUUUACCUAAAGAUCUUGAUAAUAGAGGGGUUUUAGACCCCAAGGUGCUACCCAACUAUUAUUUUAGGGAAGAUGCAAUGCUGUUACACAAAGCCAUCACAACAUAUGUCAAGAAAAUAGUCUCACAUUACUAUGACAUUCCAGAGAAAAUAGCUGAGGAUACAGAGCUCCAGGAGUGGGGUGAAGAACUAGCUAGACCCAAGAGAGAGGGAGGUCUCGGUUUGAAGGGUGUUCCAAACAAUGGAAAAUUUGAGACGAUAGAAGACUUAAUGUGUGUGUUCACUUGUAUAAUCUACAUGUGCAGUGUCGCCCAUGCUGCUUCUAACUUUUCGCAAUACGACGAGUAUGCAUUCCCGCCAAAUUAUCCAGCAUACAUCAGUGGUACACCCCCAACUGAUAAGACACCUCUGUCUGAAGAGGACAUAGUGGCAGCUUUACCAGACAAACAGCAUACCCUGGAUAUCAUGACAGUGACAAAGGUCCUCAGUAGCAAAGGGACUAAUUCUCUGGGGCACUUCGAAACACAAUUUCAAUAUGAUACAGCUGCAAGAAAAGCUGAGGAAGAUUUCAAGAUUGAAUUAAAGAAGAUCAGUGAAAUGAUAAGAGAGAAGAACAAUUCUAGAAGUCCUAGGUACAUGUACCUUGAUCCUGAACAAGUCCCUAACUCAAUUAGUAUAUGAUGUGGCAUUCCCUACGCAAGGUCGAGAAUUGAUGUGACAACCCCUGUAUAAGGUCAAGAAUUGAUGUGGCAACCCCUGUAAAGGGUCAAGAAUUGAUGAAGAAUUGAU
Molecule: messenger RNA, 2210 nt
Organism: Owenia fusiformis
Lineage: Eukaryota; Metazoa; Annelida; Polychaeta; Sabellida; Oweniidae
Source: the annotation of a GenBank genome assembly